CACAAUGCAAAACGUCGUAUUAUUCAAAUUGACUCUCCAUUUCUAAUCAUUAGACCCAAAAGGCCGUGCGGAGCUAGAAGACGACCGAAAAGACCGACGGAGCUGAGCGAGAGUAGUAGUUGUAGUAGUGGCGUUAGGGUUAGGGCAAUGCCUUGCUCUGCGAUCCGCGGCGGUGGUAGUGACGCGAAUGGUUCUCUCCGUAAUUUCAAGCUCAACGAGUCCACGUUCUUAGCCUCGCUCAUGCCGAAGAAGGAGAUCGCCGCCGAUCGGUUCAUCGAGGCUCAUCCCAACUACGACGGCCGCGGCGUCGUCAUCGCCAUCUUCGAUUCUGGAGUGGAUCCAGCUGCUGCUGGAUUACAGGUGACGUCAGACGGGAAGCCGAAAAUUCUAGAUGUUCUUGACUGCUCUGGGAGUGGAGAUGUUGAUACUUCGAAGGUGGUGAAGGCCGACGAGAACUGUUGCAUAACUGGAGCCUCAGGGGCAUCUCUGCUUGUCAACUCGUCAUGGAAAAAUCCAUCAGGUGAAUGGCAUGUGGGUUAUAAGUUGGUUUAUGAGCUAUUUACUAAUACAUUGACGUCGCGCUUGAAGAAAGAAAGAAGGAAAAAAUGGGACAAACAUAACCAAGAGGAAAUUGCUAAGGAUGUUAAGCAUCUUCAUGAAUUUGACCAGAAACACAGUAGAGUGGAGGACGCUAACUUAAAAAGGGCUCGGGAGGACCUGCAAAAUAGAGUUGAUUACCUACAAAAGCAAGCUGAGAGCUAUGAUGACAAAGGGCCUGUCAUAGAUGCUGUUGUAUGGCAUGAUGGAGAAGUAUGGAGGGUUGCCAUUGACACACAGACUCUUGAGGAUGACCCUGAUUGUGGAAAACUCGCUGGCUUUGUGCCCCUAACGAAUUAUAGGGUAGAACGGAAGUAUGGCGUUUUCAGCAAAUUAGAUGCCUGUACGUUUGUUGUCAAUGUUUAUGAUGAAGGGAAUAUAUUGAGUAUCGUAACAGAUUGCUCUCCCCAUGGCACACAUGUUGCUGGUAUUGCUACUGCUUUCCAUGCAAAGGAGCCCCUGUUGAAUGGAGUUGCACCUGGAGCACAAGUUAUAUCUUGUAAAAUUGGGGACGCACGCUUAGGUUUGAUGGAGACAGGAACUGGGCUCACUCGAGCAUUGAUUGCUGCUGUGGAGCAUAAAUGUGAUCUUAUUAACAUGAGUUACGGAGAACCAGCGUUAUUGCCAGACUAUGGGCGCUUUGUUGACCUCGUCAAUGAAGCUGUGAACAAGCACCGUCUGGUAUUUGUAAGCAGUGCUGGCAAUAGUGGCCCUGCAUUGAGCACCGUUGGAGCACCUGGUGGUACCACAUCAAGCAUUAUAGGAGUUGGUGCUUAUGUCUCUCCUGCAAUGGCUGCUGGUGCUCAUUGUGUGGUUGAAGCCCCCGGUGAAGGGAUUGAAUACACUUGGUCUAGCCGAGGACCAACUGCAGAUGGAGAUCUUGGUGUCUGUAUAAGUGCUCCUGGGGCAGCUGUUGCUCCUGUUCCUACAUGGACUCUUCAACGACGGAUGCUCAUGAAUGGAACAUCAAUGGCGUCCCCAUCUGCUUGUGGUGGAAUCGCACUACUUAUAAGUGCAUUGAAGGCUGAGGGUAUUCCUGUGAGUCCGUAUAGUGUAAGAAAGGCUCUCGAAAAUACCUCUGUUCCUGUUGGCAGUUUCCCAGAAGAUAAAUUAACGACUGGUCAAGGACUUAUGCAAGUUGAAAAGGCACAUGAAUACCUAAAGCAGUCCAGGGAUGUACCAUCUGUCUGGUAUCAAAUAAAGAUAAACCAAUCUGGUAAAACAACUCCUACAUCACGAGGUAUUUACUUAAGGGAUGCUAGUGCUUGCCAACAAUCUACCGAGUGGACGGUGCAAGUUGAACCAAAAUUUCAUGAAGGUGCAAGCAAUUUAGAUGAAUUGGUUCCUUUUGAGGAGUGUAUUGAGUUACAUUCCACUGACAACGCGGUGGUGAGGGUUCCUGAGUUUCUCCUUCUUACUCAUAAUGGCCGUAGCAUCAACAUAAUUGUGGAUCCCACCAACCUUAGUGAAGGUCUGCACUAUUAUGAACUAUAUGGUGUUGAUUGCAAAGCACCUUGGCGCGGCCCUAUAUUCAGAAUCCCAAUCACUAUUACAAAGCCAAUCACUGUCAUAAGUCGGCCUCCACUAUAUUCAUUCUCAAGGAUGUCUUUUUUGCCAGGCCACAUAGAAAGGAGAUUUAUUGAAGUACCUCAUGGUGCCACAUGGGUUGAAGCAACCAUGCAAACAUCAGGAUUUGAUACGACACGAAGAUUCUUUGUUGACUCUGUUCAGCUUUGUCCUCUACAAAGACCUCGUAAGUGGGAAAGUGUUGUAACAUUCUCUUCGCCAGCCGCCAAAAGCUUUUCUUUUCCUAUUGUGGGUGGUCAGACAAUGGAAUUAGCUAUAGCUCAGUUUUGGUCAAGUGGCAUAGGAAGCAAUGAAACAACUAUUGUGGAUUUUGAGAUUGUGUUUCAUGGGAUUAAUGUUGAUAAAGAGGAAUUAGUGCUUGAUGGAAGUGAAGCACCAGUAAGAAUUGAAGCUGAAGCCCUACUAGCAUCUGAGAAACUUGCACCUGCUGCUACCCUAAGCAAGAUCAGAAUCCCAUAUCGACCAGUUGCAGCUGAACUUUGUUCUCUUCCAACUGAUCGUGACAAAUUACCUUCAGGAAAACGUAUUUUGGCAUUGACUUUAACUUACAAAUUCAAAUUGGAAGAUGGAGCUGAAAUAAAACCUCAAGUUCCAUUACUUAAUGAUCGCAUUUAUGAUACUAAGUUCGAGUCUCAGUUUUAUAUGAUCUCUGAUGCAAACAAGCGUGUAUAUGCAACGGGUGAGGCUUAUCCAAGCUCUUCAAAACUGCCCAAAGGCGAAUAUUCUUUACAGUUAUAUCUUAGGCAUGACAACAUGCAAUAUCUGGAAAAAUUGAAGCAGCUGGUUUUGUUCAUCGAAAGAAAAUUGGAAGAUAAGGAUGUAAUGCGCUUGAGUUUUUUCUCCCAACCAGAUGGCCCUGUGAUGGGAAAUGGUGCUUAUAAGUCUUCAAGUUUAGUUCCAGGGAAAAAAGAAGCUAUCUAUUUGGGCCCACCGUCCAAAGACAAGCUCCCAAAGUUUUCUCUGCAAGGAUCUGUUUUACUUGGAGCUAUCUCCUAUGGGAAGCUAUCAUAUGUUGAAAAAGGAGAAGGGAAAGAUCCACAAAAGAACCCUGUGUCUUAUCAGAUUUCUUAUAUUGUGCCACCGAAUAAGAUGGAUGAUGACAAAGGAAAAAUUUCUUCUACUUCCACCAAAACUGUCUCUGAACGUUUAGAAGAAGAGGUUCGAGAUGCUAAGAUUAAAGUUCUUACAAGCCUCAAACAAGACAAUGAUGAAGAACGCUCAGAGUGGAACAAAUUAUCUACCUCUCUUAAGUCUGACUAUCCACAAUACACCCCACUGCUUGCAAAGGUUUUGGAAGGUUUGCUUACUCGAAACAAUAUCAAGGACAAAGUCUGUCAUGACAAAGAGGUUAUUGAUGCAGCAACUGAGGUAGUUGAUAGCAUUGACAGAGAUGAGCUAGCAAAAUUUUUUUCACUUAGAAGUGAUCCCGAAGAUGAGGAGGCAGAGAAAAUGAAAAAGAAGAUGGAGAUCACUCGUGAUCAGUUAGCAGAGGCGUUAUACCAAAAAGGACUAGCACUGGCAGACAUUUUGUCUUUGCAGGGUGAUAAGCCUUCGGCGACGGAAGUAACUGAAGGUUCAAAAGAGGCAGAUAAGACUGUUGAUUCUGGACCAGGCUCUGGUGUCCUGUUUGAACGCUUUGAAGAUACUUUUAAAGAACUUCAGAAGUGGGUUGAAGUGAAAUCCUCCAAGUAUGGAAUCCUCUCAGUAACACGCGAGAAACAUCAUGGAAGGCUUGGAACAGCACUGAAGGUUCUGAAUGACAUGAUUCAAGAGAGUGCAGAGCUUCCAAAGAAGAAGCUGUACGAAGAAAAGCUAGUACUGCUUGAAGAGAUUGGGUGGCAGCACUUGGUGACAUAUGAGAGACAAUGGAUGCAUGUGCGCUUUCCACCAAGUUUACCUCUCUUUUAGAAUUGCUCAACUUCAAUUUUUUAGAUGUUCAACAUAUCAAUAAGGAAAAGCGUGAUCAAUAAAGAAGGGAUCAAAAUUGACAGAAAUCUGCAUAGCCUUGUUUAAUAGGAUAGCUAUAUACGUGUAAUUGUUUCCAGUCAAAUAAUGAUUGUGACUGUUAUUUUCCUGUUCUGCACUCUGCAGUAGUUUAAUUCGUUUCACACGCC
Molecule: messenger RNA, 4298 nt
Organism: Argentina anserina (silverweed cinquefoil)
Lineage: Eukaryota; Viridiplantae; Streptophyta; Magnoliopsida; Rosales; Rosaceae
Product: tripeptidyl-peptidase 2
Exons: 34
Biological process (GO): proteolysis
Cellular component (GO): cytosol
Molecular function (GO): tripeptidyl-peptidase activity; serine-type endopeptidase activity
Source: RefSeq, a predicted model, not a curated record